CAACAACAACAACAACAACAACAGCAAGUCUAACUCCAGUCGCACCAGUAGUCAUUCCCAGGCCCAGACAGUAGCGUCAGCAUUUCAGUAUCCGGUACUUGCAACGUGUACCAGCCCCGUCACGUGGAGACCCGGCGAGAACGCGUAGCUUCAGUCAGCAAUUUCAAUACUGCAACAGUAGGAGUAGCCAGGACUCGAAAGAUCACAAAAUAAAAUCGAUUCAUUCUUGUUUAACAGCCAGUACAGUGCAGUCGCGUUUUUUAAAAACUUAGAUCCGAUAAUCCGACCUUUAACUGGCGCAGUCGGUAGGAUCGGUUUAAGUGCAGUGAAGUGAAAAGUGCGAAUUCCCGGCAUAAGCCAUCUGCGACGGCUCAUCGUGGAUUAGAGGAAGCGCCUAGAACUGUCACCGCCAAAAACCGAGGGAACAUCGGUUGGAUUAUAGAAAUUAAGAUGAAGCUCCACACCGUACUAGUAAUCACCUUAUAUCUCUCUCAUAAUCCAAGCCAUGCCUUCCGUUCUAUUCAAAUUUCCAACCUACAUCUCAACCCAGGACUAGUAACUAUUCAAAAUGGAUACAGCUUCCUAAAAAUAGGCGAACACAAAUUAUUUCACGUAAUCGAUCUCGACAGAUAUACUCCUAUUCUUGAGAAACUACUAUCUAGCAUAAAAGAUAUAGAAGUUUUAGGAAAUUUCACAGAAAUGACCGAACUGCUGCGGAUGAAGUUACGCAGACCUCAGAAUCUUCUUAAAGAAAUGUUACCAAGAAGAUCAAAAAGAGGAUUGUUUGACUUUAUUGGCAGCGGAAUAAAAAAAAAUCACGGGAAACCUAGAUAACGAUGACCUCGUCCGUAUAUCGCAAGACCUCGAACACCUCCAGAGUAGCAAAACAUUAUUAAUUAGAGAAAAUAAUCAGCAAGUCAAGGUAAACAAUCAAUUUCAGGAUAGAAUAAAUGUGAUCCUCAACGUACUCAAGAAACAACAGGAACAAAUUACCCAACACCUAAUGACAGCCAAGAAUGAAAUCGACACGAGAAGAAAUUUCUCCUUAGUAAGGCAAAUACUAAAUGUAAAUCUCAAUAUCGAUCUUUUAUCAAACCACCUACAAGAAAUAUUCGAAGCCAUUCAGCUGGCCAAACUGAAAGUUAUAUCCAAGCAUAUCUUAUCAACCAAUGAACUAGAUUUUGUCAUUAAGAGAUUCGAGGAACAAGGCAUAGCGAUAACUAGUACAGACGAAAUAUACAAUUUCCUAGAAUUAAAAGCAUUUCACAAUCAAUCACUGUUAACUUUUAUUGUCUCAAUACCGCAAACUGAAAAUUCUAUUUAUAACCACCUAUUACUAGAACCAUUACCAGUAGGACAGAAAAUACUGAAGCCACCUGCGUCAACCGCCCUGCAGAGCAUCUCAGCCACCUACUUCGUUAUAUCCGACUGUCAGCGAGUGCAAAACAAUUACCUGUGUACCCCCGACAACCUGGUAAACUUCACCGGAGAUCCUUGCUUUUCCAAGUUGCUUCAAGGAUCGUCCGGAAACUGCACCUUCUUAGAAUGCACAAAUCCCACCGGAAUAAUCAAACUCACCAACAACCAUCUUCUACUUAAACAAGUUAAAUCGUUGGAAGUGAAGUCAUCCUGCGACUUAAGUAAUAGGAACCUCUCCGGUACCUUUUUAAUAGAGUUUCAUAAUUGCUCAAUAAGCCUGAACGAUACGCAGUAUAAUAACAUCGAGCUGGUCAGGACCGAACCGAUGACCAUCUUGCCCCUCGAUGGCCUCGUCAUAUACGAAAAACAUUCCGAAUCAACCUUGAACCUAACAGACAUCCACCUAACCAACAGAAAAAUAAUCGAGGAGAUCAACUACACGAGCAACCUAAAGACAGGUGUAUCAAUCACCAUGUCUACUACAAGCAUUGUUGUUGCAGUAGCUAUCGCUUUGAUCCUUAUUCUACGGAAAAGGUCACGUAGCGUGCAACAAACUAUCAAUAUUCAAUCAGAUACAGUAACAAAGCCCAACAUCCCGGCAAAAGGCAAUAAACCAGAGCAAAUCUUGAAUCGGGACGAUUCAAUUCCUAAGGAAGGACGAGUUAUGUUCAAAGGUCUCGUAGGACUUCACACACCGCCACCACCAACAACAACAACAACAACAACAACAGCAAGUCUAACUCCAGUCGCACCAGUAGUCAUUCCCAGGCCCAGACAGUAGCGUCAGCAUUUUAGUAUCCGGUACUUGCAACGUGUACCAGCCUCGUCACGUGGAGACCCGGCGAGAACGCGUAGCUUCAGUCAGCAAUUUCAAUACUGCAACAGUAGGAGUAGCCAGGACUCGAAAGAUCACAAAAUAAAAUCGAUUCAUUCUUGUUUAACAGCCAGUACAGUGCAGUCGCGUUUUUUAAAAACUUAGAUCCGAUAAUCCGACCU
This is a messenger RNA of Malaya genurostris, 2415 nucleotides long. RefSeq lists its product as uncharacterized. The coding region runs from base 1004 to 2200 and encodes 398 amino acids. The transcript has 2 exons. NCBI's taxonomy places the organism in Eukaryota, Metazoa, Arthropoda, Insecta, Diptera, Culicidae. The record is from RefSeq and is a predicted model, not a curated record.